UCCCUCUCCCAUCCCUCUCCCAUCCCUCUCCCAUCCUCUCCGGUCCCUGCCGGUGCCGGUGCCGGUGCCGGUGCCGGGCCCGGGCCGCAGCACCGCGGCCAUUGCGGGGCCGCUCCCGCCGCUCUCCCCGCUCAGCCCCGGCCAUGAGGAGGAGGAGGAGGAGGGCGGCGGCUCCGCGCUCAGCCCCCGGGCCCUGCUGAGAUCCCCGGGCCCUGCUGAUCCCCCCUGGACCGCUCUGAUCCCCCCCGGACCCUGCUGAGAUACCCGGACCCUGCUGAUCCCCCCCGGACCUUGCUGAUCCCCCCUGGACCCUGCUGAGCCCCCCGACUGCCCUGAGCCCCCCGGAACCCCCUGAGACUCCCCGACCCCUGCUGAUCCCACCCGGACCCUGCUGAUCCCCCCGGAACCCCCGAUCCCUCCGGGCUGAUCCUCCUGAUCCCCCCGGCUCCCGGCUCCGAGCUCGGGGCUCCGCCGCAGGUGAGGCCGGGGGUUCGUGCCGGGCUCCCCCCGCUCCUCCAGCACCGGCUCCCUGAUCCCGAGGGAUCCCCCGCUCCCCCAUCCCGAGGGAUCCCCCGCUCCCCCAUCCCCAGGGAUCCCCCGCUCCCCCAUCCCCAGGGAUCCCCCGCUCCCGGCUCCGCUGCCCUGCGCUCCCCCCGUUUCUCUCCCUGAUCCCGCCUUUCCAGGGAGCUUUGCUUAAUCCGAGCUCAGCCGGGCCGGGCCAGCGAUGUGAGACCGGCCCCGACCCAAUCCCGGCCCAAUCCCGACCCAAUCCCGACCCAAUCCCGACCCCGGGAUCUGCUCCGGAGCUCCCCAGGGAAGCGCCACCGGCUGGGCCGCGAGGGAGGAUCCAAAUAUCCCUGGAAAACCGCACGCGGAGGCUGCUGAUGGCACUUGGAAAAUUAUCCAGCGGUUCAGUGCUGAGGGAAUUCUGUGGGAGCAUGGCUGGAGCAGGACUGGGAGUCUGGAAUGCAGGCACUGAUGCGGGAUGCUCCUCCCUGCCUCCCCGCUGGAUCCGUGCCGUGGGGCUGUGAUCCCGCCGUGCUCCCGGGAGCCAUGAGGAGGUUUGGCUACUGCCGGGUGGUGCUGGCCACGUCCCUGCUCUGGGUGCUGCUGGACGUCUUCCUGCUGCUCUACUUCAGCGAGUGCAACAAGUGUGACCGGCCCAAGGAGCGCUCCCUGCUCCCGGCGCUGCGCGCCGUUAUUUCCCGGGGCCAGGAGGGCCCGGGGGAGAUGGGCAGGGCCGUGCUCAUUCCCAAGGAGGAGCAGGAGAAGAUGAAGGAGCUGUUCAAGAUCAACCAGUUCAACCUCCUGGCCAGCGACCGCAUCGCCCUCAACCGCAGCCUGCCCGACGUGCGGCUGGACGGGUGCAAGAGCAAGGUGUACCCGGAGGAGCUGCCCAACACCAGCGUGGUGAUCGUGUUCCACAACGAGGCCUGGAGCACGCUGCUCCGCACCAUCCACAGCGUCCUGGAGCGCUCCCCGCCGCGCCUGCUGGCCGAGAUCGUCCUGGUGGAUGAUGCCAGCGAGAGAGAGUUCUUGAAGGCGUCCUUGGAGAAUUACGUGAAAAAGCUGGAAGUGCCCGUCACAAUCCUGCGGAUGGAGCAGCGGUCGGGGCUGAUCCGGGCGCGGCUCCGAGGGGCAGCGGCUUCCCGGGGCCAGGUGAUCACAUUCCUGGAUGCCCACUGCGAGUGCACCCUGGGCUGGCUGGAGCCGCUGCUGGCCAGGAUCAAGGAGGACAGGUGAGGAAUUCCCGGCUCCAGAGGCACGGAUCUGCUCCAGGCCCUUCCCUGCCUGCUGAAAAACAGCGACUGAAAGGAUUCACUGAGCUGGAAUGAAGAUAAUUUU
Messenger RNA from Parus major (Great Tit), 1845 nucleotides. Its product is annotated as polypeptide N-acetylgalactosaminyltransferase 13-like. The record is from RefSeq and is a predicted model, not a curated record. Lineage: Eukaryota; Metazoa; Chordata; Aves; Passeriformes; Paridae. The coding region runs from base 967 to 1743 and encodes 258 amino acids. The transcript is spliced from 6 exons. Gene Ontology annotation, cellular component: Golgi apparatus.